Stylonychia lemnae is the source of this 1110-nucleotide messenger RNA. The record is from the annotation of a GenBank genome assembly. NCBI's taxonomy places the organism in Eukaryota, Ciliophora, Spirotrichea, Sporadotrichida, Oxytrichidae.
AUGGCUCAAUUUGGAAGAAAGAAUGCUAUGCUUCUCGCUUUUUCUUAGAGUCUUCUUGCUACUCUUGGACUUGGCUUUUGCUCCUACAUUGAUAAUGAGUAAUAUAGAUAAAUUAAUCGAUUUAUUAGUUUUCUUUUCUUUUUAGCCUCAAUGCUACUGAGAUUUUAUCAAGGUUUCUCAGACGGUAUCGUAUGUGCGGCAUGUUUCGCUAUUGCAUCAGCCGAGUUUAGUAAAACUAGGGGAGAAGUUGCAGGUUACUUGGAAGCAGCAAUAGGAUUUGGUUUGAUGAUGGGACCCUCAAUCGGAUAAACCUUUUAUUCUUUAACGACCUAUUAGUUAAUUUUCUUUGGGUUUGCAGCACUUCUUAUUUUCUCUACGAUCUCAACAGUACUUUUCCUUCCAAGCAGGGUAAAUAAAACUCAAGGGCAAUCAGAAGAAAGUCUUGCAGCUCAAGAUGUAGAAGACGUUUCUUAUUACCAAAUAUUAAAAAAUAAAAAAGUUGCGAAGUCCUUAAUUUUUACCAUAAUUGGAAUGAUAGUAAUGCAUUUCAAUUAAAUGCUCAUCACAAAUUAAUUAACUAAAAUAGGUGUCCCAUUCAAUUUAACCGGUACUUACACUUUUUUUAAAAACGAUUUAAUAGGCUAUAUUAUUGGGAUUUCUGGGUUAGCUUAUUUUAUUUUUAGCAUUGUUAGCGGAAUUAUGGUGAAUAGAUUCGAAAAUUCCUACUUAGUCCAAUCAUCUUUCAUUACAAUAACAGUGACUUUAUUACUUCAAGGAUCUCCUGAGGAUUCGCUUCCAUUAAUGAUAAUAGGAUUAGUUAUUAUGGGAUUAUCGAUAGCAUUUCUAUUUACUUCUUUCCUUCGUAAUAUUAUAACAGCAGUUUAAUAAAAAGAGGAGAUUGAUGAUGAUACUGAAUAGCUGGUUAAUAAGGCUUCAAUACUCUAUAAUAUAUCGCUUUCAGCAAUUUGCCUUUGUUCACCGCUAUUAGGCGGGUACUUAAGCGACAAUUUCCGAUAUACCAAAUCAUGCUAAAAAAUGGGAUAGACUUCAUUUUUCCUAAGUAUUUUAUAUUUUCUUGCAAACUUAAAAUUUGAGAAUACUAUUAUAUGA